Molecule: messenger RNA, 1134 nt
Organism: Dothidotthia symphoricarpi CBS 119687
Lineage: Eukaryota; Fungi; Ascomycota; Dothideomycetes; Pleosporales; Dothidotthiaceae
Product: low-affinity zinc ion transporter-like protein
Exons: 3
Coding region: 1-1134 (377 amino acids)
Biological process (GO): zinc ion import across plasma membrane
Cellular component (GO): plasma membrane
Molecular function (GO): low-affinity zinc ion transmembrane transporter activity
Source: RefSeq, a predicted model, not a curated record
AUGGAGACCGUCACCAGGGAUAUGGCACGGCUUGUGCUGCGCCAGGAGGAUACCGCGCCGGUGGAAUGCAGCUCGGACAACGACUACGACGGGCGCAUGGCUCUGCGCAUAUCCACGAUUUUUGUCAUUUUCGUUGGAUCGACAUUAGGCGCAGUAUUCCCCAUAAUCGCGAGGCGGCAGAAAACAAAGCUAGUACCAGAAUGGGUGUUCUUCAUAGUAAAGUACUUUGGGUCAGGAAUCAUCAUAGCGACAGCGUUCAUCCAUCUCCUUGCGCCCGCCAACGAAGCGCUCAGCAACCCAUGUUUAACAGGCACCAUCGUCGCCUACCCCUGGGCCGAAGGCAUCCCCCUAAUCGUAAUCUUCAUGAUGCUCUUCCUCGAACUAAUGACGAUGCGCUUCGCGAAAUUCGGCGGCGCCGAACACUCCCAUUCCCACUCGCACUCGCACUCCAGCGAACCCCCCCACCCCACCAACCCCGACACCCUCAGCCUCGCAGACCGCAAACACAGCCCCCCCUCCAGCGAAGCCAGCACCAGCAACCCGCACGUCCGCGGCGACGACCACCUCGGCCACCAGCGCGACCACAUCGCCAACGAGGACCUCCCCCCAACCUGGGAAGCGCAAGGCCUCGUGCCAGAAACCUACGCCGCACAACUAACCGCCAUCUUCAUCCUCGAGUUCGGCGUCAUCUUCCACUCCAUCUUCAUCGGCCUGACACUCGCCGUCGCAGGCGACGAAUUCGUCACCCUCUACGUCGUCCUCGUCUUCCACCAGACCUUCGAGGGCCUGGGUCUCGGCACGCGUCUCGCGGAAGUCCCUUGGCCGAGGGCGAAGCGCUGGACGCCGUUUCUGCUCGCUGUGGGGUAUGGUGUGUCUACGCCUAUUGCGAUUGCGGUCGGGUUGGGCGCGCGGCAGAGCAUUGCGCCUGGGAGUCGCACGACGCUGAUUGUUAAUGGCGUGUUUGAUUCUAUCAGUGGGGGGAUUUUGAUCUACACGGGUUUGAUUGAGCUUAUGGCGCAUGAGUUUAUGUUUAGCCCGUAUAUGCAGAAUGGGCCGUUGAGUAGGACGUUGUGGGCUUUUGGGCUGAUGAUGUUGGGCGCUGGUAUCAUGGCUUUACUGGGGUAUUGGGCGUGA